Molecule: messenger RNA, 1223 nt
Organism: Chiloscyllium plagiosum (whitespotted bambooshark)
Lineage: Eukaryota; Metazoa; Chordata; Chondrichthyes; Orectolobiformes; Hemiscylliidae
Source: RefSeq, a predicted model, not a curated record
GUUUGCUCGGUCAGUUCAGUAAACCUCAACCUGAGCUACAAAUCUUCUCCAAACUCAGUAAACACAAGUCUCUCUGAAGAUGGAUCGCAGCUUGUAAAACCAGUCCAGGUUUCUGAGCUGAUUGGAAAUGUGCUGAGAUUUCUGCAGAAUGAUGCCUGCGUUUCUGUUGCUAGGUACCAGUUGGCUGUGACUCGCUUCCGAGACAGGGAGGAGACCAGCAGCAGUAUUUAUCUUCAGAAUGACCCAUGGGAUCCAACAGUCACCUUCGAGAACUUCAUCCACAACAAUGAAAACAUCACCUCUCAGGACCUGGUUGCCUGGGUGACUGUUGGCUUCCUACACAUUCCACAUUCGGAGGAUAUACCCAACACCAGCACGCCCGGCAACGCCGCCGGGUUCUUCCUGCGGCCAUUCAACUUCUUCCAGGAGGACCCCUCUGUGGGCUCACGGAGCACGGUGAUUGUACGGCCCGAUGGUCAGUCCAAGGUGAAGAUUCAGAGAUGGACACUGAGCUCCCCUGACAUUUGCCUGUCAGAAAGGCCCUUAACCUAUAACGGCAGCUACUUACCUGACUAACCUGCCAGAGUGGGAGCAUGGAAUGGUCAUCUGUAAAACCCAGACAAGGCGUUACACCGUCCUGCUAACCCACUGGGGCCAAAUGGCCUCCUUUCUAAUCUGAAGCUUUCUAUGGCUCUGUGUUCAGUCUAAUUCCUGAACAGUUUCUUAUUAACACAAUCAAAGCCCUUCAGGAAUCUCCCCAGCACCUCCUCACAUCCAGGAGAACCAUCUCUAUUUCUCCGGUCCCUCCAUAUUUACUGAACUUGCCCAUCCCAGCGUCUGUUCUGCCCCACUCCCUCUCCAACUCUCGCCCUCCCCUUUGGGAGUUUAACAUGGACCCACUUUCACUCCCUCAGCCGAGUGAUCACCCUGCCUUGGGACAGCUCCUGCUCUGAUUAUGAACUACCCCAGGGCCAGGUGCUGACAGAGGGCAUAGACAGAGCUGUCACAACAGGGUGCUCUACGUCUAUCAGCGCAAGCCCAUGUUGUUCCUGUUCCUGACCCCACGCUGUCGGUGCUGCAUCUCAGUAUUUGCCUCAUCAUAGAGUCUGAUUCUGCAGUUCCAAACUCUGCGCCUAUUGAUCCCCAAACUCACACAUGCACACACGCACAGGCACACGCACAGGCACACGCACAGGCACACGCACAGGCACACGCACGCACAG